Solenopsis invicta (red fire ant) is the source of this 986-nucleotide messenger RNA. RefSeq lists its product as uncharacterized. Lineage: Eukaryota; Metazoa; Arthropoda; Insecta; Hymenoptera; Formicidae. Bases 425 to 835 code for a protein of 136 amino acids. The transcript has a single exon. The record is from RefSeq and is a predicted model, not a curated record.
UUAUACGUAUAGUUAUGUGAGUCUCUCAAAUAAUUAUCUAAAGUCCACUUCUUUUAGACGUUCUUUAACUCGCGUCAGAGAUUUUAGGAUAGAAUUCUACAAUUUUUAUGUAAUUUUAUGUUAUGUAAUUUUUCUCAUAUAUAAUACGUAUUGCGAAUCUGCAAAUGUCUUGCACAUGACGCGUAAAAUUAUAAGCAGAGUUAUAUCUGGAAUUCUGACGCGAAUGGACCGUUUAAAAUAGACUUUAACGAUACCACGGGGGAUGUAGGACAAAAAACGCUCAACAUUACGAAAGAACACCUAAUGGAGCUAUCAUCGGAGCUACGAAAAAUUUCACGUCGAAAAAGUUUACUCCUAAAAUAGACAACAAUUUAUAGAGACAGAUAAUGUUCUCGGUUGAGGAUCUGUACGACACUCCUCCGGCAUGGUGGGAAAAGGACUGUGUGAAAUACGGGUAGCUUCUGAAGCCUCGUCAUCGAUUUUACCUGAGAGUAACCUCUUAAUUGAUCGACAUAGGUUCAGCUACAUACCGGUGAGAUUGCGAUUAACGUUGCUGAUGGGAAGUAACGUGGUACGAUUAACGGAUCGCGCCUACAUGACGCGACUCACGUCGAGUCUGCAGGAGGAUUACGAGGAGCAGCAGAGGGCUCGCGCCGAACGAAGGAAGCUGAAGACUAUCACGGCUGUGCCAAAAUUGUGUGAAUUAUUGCCAGAGGCAUUGCUGAAGAAGACGAAGGCUCAUCGGCGCGAGUGCACGCCGAAAUUUCACGCGGAGGCGGCGAAAAAAUGCAAACAACUUCCGCAGCUGUUACUGAAGAACGAGUCAGAGUCCUAAACGUCAGAGGAACUUUUAAAGUUCCGCGUAAUAAUCAUUCUCAUUUAUUUCGGCCACUUUGGUGACAAAACGUAAUCCAGUAAAAAUACAGAAUGAAGGAACAUUUCGAGUACAUGUCUGCGUAAUAAAUAACAAGCCAUCAUGAAAAUUU